Caenorhabditis angaria is the source of this 1756-nucleotide messenger RNA. The record is from the annotation of a GenBank genome assembly. Lineage: Eukaryota; Metazoa; Nematoda; Chromadorea; Rhabditida; Rhabditidae.
AUGAGUGUAUUAUUCACGGCAGCAGAUAUUUUGAAAAAGUGCAAUAAAGAAGUUUCAACAAAAGAAGUUGAAGCGCUCGUCGAAAAGAACAACUCAAAAAGUGUGAACAAAAAAUGCAAGGAGAAUAUUGAGGUGAACAGUGAUUUGAAGAAAAUGAUAAACACAGUCGGUGAGUUUUAUAAAGUCGAACAUUUGGAUUGGCUGAAAAUUUGAGCUCAGGGAGAAGAACUUGAGUAAAUCCACCUCAGAAAGCCUGAAAGGCGGACAAGAUUUGAACAAAACCGAUGAAUUUUUCAGCCACAAUCAAGCAGACAGAAGAUGCAACUAAUAGAAUUGAUAAACUCGACGCCGCCAUCGACACUUUGAACAACAAAACAAAACAUCUUCGUAAAUCCAUGAAUUCGGCAUUGUUUUCAACAGAAGUGGAUCUUAUGAAUGUUUGCGGAGCUGCCACAAAAGACGCGAUUUAUAUGUUGAAUGGAACUAGUUCAGUUGACCCAGUCGCAUCGGCAAAAGCCUUCAGAAAUGCUUUGAAAAUCAUGUUCAAUAGUUAUCAGAAGAAAAAAGAUGUUAUCGAUAACGCAGAUGUCAAUGAAUUAUUGUUUGACGAAGAAGAUGAAGAUGAUCCGGAUGAUGGUUGUGAUCUUGUAGAUGAAUAUUUCGAGUUUUUUGAGGACGAAGAUAUUCGUAAGAUUUAUCUAGAAAAACUUCAAGAUAACUGCUCAAAAUUAUGAGCUCGCAGGAUUUCCUAAGAAGAUUUCAAAUUCUUUGAACCGAAACUCUAAAUUUUUCUCUAGCCCUAACAAAUGAUAUAAUCUCCGUAGCAUAGCAAUUAAUUGUUCCAGAAGAAUCCAAGCGUUUCGCUGCGAAUCUCGGUUUCAUGGACCAACAAUCUGGAACUGUUUCAAAAUGGAGUGCUGGAAAACGCACAGAAUUAUUCGGAGAUCGAGCAAAAGAAUUGACCGAUGUUAUUUUGCCGGCUGUUUGGGAAAGCACAAAUUGUAUCGAGUUCAUGUAAGUCUAGAGAAUAAUUUUGGGAAAAAUUCUCGUGGCAAAGUUGUAAAAAGCUUUACGGAAAUUAUUUUAGAAUAUUAUAAAUUUUUUUGAAAAUGUAGAAAAAAUUCGAAUUUUCUUUUUGAUGCAGGAUCUCACUUGUAAAUGUGGCCAAACUUGAAAAAGAGAAGAAACCUCGAACCCGACAACAAAAAGAGGAAAAACCUGAAAAGGUGAAAUUGGUAAAGCUAACUGAUCGAAAAGAAACAAUUCAAUCACAAUCCGAAGAAGUUUCAAUUAUGAGAGAGUUAGAUCAUGUUCACAAAUCCCUCAGAAAUGCUCUUCGAAAACGCAAAGCCGACUCGAUUCCGUAUUAUGAAUUUAUUAUGAAUCCAACGGAUUUUGCGAGAACUGUAGGUUCAUUUUUCUGGAAUUGGAAGAAAUGGAAUUAAAAAAUUAAUAAUUGGAUUUUCUUUUGCAGGUCGAAAACAUGUUUUAUGUUUCAUAUUUGAUUCGAGAUAAUAAGGCUUUUUUGGAAGAUGAUAAUGGUGUUCCGUAUUUGAGUGAGUUAGCUUAACUUUUUUGGCUCUAUACACAAUAUUGUGAAUUUCAUCCAGAAUGCGCCAAACUAAUGCAACCUGAAGCCGUCAAUCAAGCAAAAAACGUUGGACAAUAUCAAGGAAUCGCUCAAUUGAGUUUCAAACAUUGGCUCGAUCUUUGCAACGUUUUCAAAACUCCUUGCAUUGAGCACAAAGACAUUUGA